AUGAAACUAGAAAGGGAGAGGGAGGAAGGGAAGGAAGGAGGGAGGGAGGAAGGAAGGAAAGGGAGAGAAGGAGAAAAGGAAGAAGGGAAGGCAGGAAGAAUGAAGGGAGGGAGGGAGGAAGGACGAAAAGAAGGAAGGGAGGGAAGAAGGAAGAAAGGAAGGAAAGAGGGAAAAAGGAAGGGAGAGAUGAAGGAAGGGAACAAGGGGAAGAAAGGAAGGAAAAAAGAAAGGAGGAAAAAAGUAAUGGCGGUAUGGAGGGACGGAAUAAGGAAGAAGAGAAGGAAACUAGAAAGGGAGAGAGGGAGGAAGGGAAGGAAGGAAGGGAAAGAGAGAAGGAUGAAAGGAAGAAGGGAAGGGAGGAAGGAAUAA
Molecule: messenger RNA, 369 nt
Organism: Nerophis lumbriciformis (worm pipefish)
Lineage: Eukaryota; Metazoa; Chordata; Actinopteri; Syngnathiformes; Syngnathidae
Source: RefSeq, a predicted model, not a curated record